AUGUCUUCAAACCUAAGUCAUCUCAGGACAGGGCAGUUGAUAAAGGAUCCUCAAUCUUCUUCUGCAUGGCAAGCGUCCUUGUAUGAGCUCGAGACGCUUCUUCGAACCAUUCCACGUCUCCAAAGCGAGAAAUACUCGGAGAUCUGGUUACAAGUUGCUCAUCUCCUUGUUCAGAAAUUCCCAUAUCUAUCUUGCUGGAUUCAGGAUAUAUCACACAAUCGAUUAAAUGACGAGGUACUCAGCAAUGACAAAAUCAUUCUAUGUGGUCUCAAUUACCUUGAUUAUGACAUAUUGAUGUGGAUAAGUUAUUUACGCUCCCAACUACUUCAUUCGCAGCACAACCACAACUAUAUCCUUGAGUUGUUUGAGGAGGCUCGCUAUAAAGUCGGUAUGAGCUAUUAUUCAUCUGAGCUUCAUCAACUAUACAUCACUUUUCUUCAGCAAACUUAUUCUGACGCGGGAGAGUUUGUCACAAAAGUCCAGUCUUUAAACGCUCAAUGCGCCAUGGCUCCUCACUAUAACCAUGCUAUUUUUCAGUCCAAUUUACGAUCCCAUUUUCCAUCGAAGGGCUCAACUAAGGAGCUACUAUUAAACCAUAACCACUAUGACACCAUCUCCAACCAAAAACUUCUAAAUUCUUUGAUAUUUCCGUUCGAGAGAGACCUUGUCAACUUUACUGGCAGUUCAAAUAAUCAAGGCCUAGCUUUAUGGCUCAGGUAUUUGGAGAGUCUGAAAAACACAUUUGGUCCUGUAUUUGUGAUUCCCUUAUUCGAAAGAGCUUUGAUUUCCACCGAGUACUCCCUCAAGAUUGUAGACGAAUACGUCGAGUACACUGUUUCCUUGAAGUUGUUGCAGCGAGCGCGGUCAAUCUUGAAGCGUGCGUUACAUCGAACGAGAGUAUCAUGUCACGCCCAAUUUUUGUUACAGUUAGUAAAGUUGGAAGUUUUUGACGAAAAUUAUUUAAAGGCCAGAGACUACCUAGCUCAAGCCAUUAGCUGUAAUACUUCAGCUUCUAAAACUCUCCAUGAACUUUUACUUGCUCUUGAAGAGUUGUACUCUUGUAAAUAA
This is a messenger RNA of Candidozyma duobushaemuli, 1068 nucleotides long. RefSeq names its product mRNA splicing protein (gene PRP42). Gene Ontology annotation, cellular component: commitment complex; U1 snRNP; U2-type prespliceosome. The record is from RefSeq and is a predicted model, not a curated record. The coding region runs from base 1 to 1068 and encodes 355 amino acids. Gene Ontology annotation, biological process: mRNA 5'-splice site recognition. Gene Ontology annotation, molecular function: protein binding. NCBI's taxonomy places the organism in Eukaryota, Fungi, Ascomycota, Pichiomycetes, Serinales, Metschnikowiaceae. The transcript has a single exon.